AUGACGUCACACUCGGCGCACGCGCUCUGCGCGCAAACUUCCCUAAAGUCGAAGUUUCGGCGAAUUUUCGGUCAAAAGAAUAGGAGAUCCUUGGAGUGGUUGUGGAGACUGUUUGCAUUCGCGGACACCUUUGACCGCAUCUUCGUCGUGUUGGGCGCCACAAUCGCCACAAUCACCGGUUUCUCCUGGAAUCUGCUGACCGUCGCCUUCGGGGACGUCGUCGACGUGUUCGUCGCGUUCGAGAGGAACGCGCGCAACAAUGCCUCGGAAGUGGAGAGCGCGGAAUUCCUGCGCAACGUCUACUUCUUCUCGUAUUCGUUGCUCGCGCUCUGGAUCCUCAACUUCGUGUCCAACUUCCUCAUCUGUCUGCUCUUCUCGCGCGCCGCCAACAAUCAGAUCCGGCGCAUAAAGAACCGCUACUUCGCGUCGCUGUUGCGCCAGGAGGUCGCGUGGCACGACCAGAACGCCAACACGGCCUUCGCCUCCACUGUCACCACAGACCUGAAGCGCAUAGAGGACGGCAUGAACGAGAAGUUCGGUCUGGCCGUGUACAACGCGAGCACCGCGCUCAUCGCCAUAGCAACCGCGUUUGUUUACGGCUGGAAACUGACGCUCAUCAUCAUCUCGCUGCUGCCGUUCCUCGCGUUCGGCACUUCCGUCAUGAACAAGGUGCAGGCGACGUUCGCGCGCAAGGAGGUGGAGGCGUACGCGGCGGCGGGAGGCGUGGCCGAGGAGGCGAUCGCCGGCAUCCGCACAGUCGUGGCGUUCGGCGCCCAACAGCACGAGAGCGAGCGCUACGAGCGCCACCUGUUGCCGGCGAUGCGGAGCGGGAUUCGACGGAACCUGAUGACGGGUUUGGGGAACGGCCUGAUGUUCGCGUGUCUCUACGCGGGGCUCGCGCUCGGCAUCUGGUUCGGCGUCCAGAUGAUUCUGGAGUCGCGCGACUACACCAUCGGCACCAUCGUCAUCGUGUUCUGGUGCGUCUCUGGCGCCGGCUUAUGUUCGCGUCUCCGCAUCGCCGUUGCCCGGGCGACGGCCGCCAAAGUGUUCGCCACCAUCGAGCGACGGCCGCUCAUCGACGUGACGUCAGAGGGAGGAGUCAAGCCGGAACCAAUCAGGGCGGAGAUCGAGUUCAAGAACGUGGACUUUUGGUAUCCCUCGCGACCGGAAGUGAAGGUUCUGAACGGCUUCUCGUUGACUAUUAAAGAGGGCGAGAGUGUGGCGCUGGUGGGCGCGAGCGGAAGCGGCAAGAGCACAGUGUUGCAGCUGUUGCAGCGCUUCUACGACGCGAACGGGGGAGUGGUCAGUGUGGGGGGGAGGGAUGUGCGCGAGUGGAACGUGCAAUAUCUGCGCCAACAGAUGGGCGCCGUGGGUCAGGAGCCGGCGCUGUUCGACACGACCAUCAGGGAGAACGUGGCGCUGGGCUCGCACUCGAAACUCGUGGACGACGAGGACGUGGAGCGCGCGCUGCAAGAGGCGAACGCGAAGGAAUUCGUGGCGAAACUGCCGCAAGGGUGGGACACGCGCGUCGGCGACCGCGGCGCGCAACUCAGUGGCGGCCAGAAGCAGCGCAUCGCCAUCGCGCGUGCGCUGAUAAACGCGCCGAAAGUGCUGCUGCUGGACGAGGCGACGUCUGCGUUGGACACGCGCUCCGAGGCUGUGGUGCAGACGGCGUUGGAAAAAGCGUCCAAAGGGCGCACGAGUGUUGUUGUCGCGCACAGACUGUCCACUGUGGUCAACUGCGACCGCAUCGUCGUCAUGGAGACGGGCCGCGUGGUCGAGACGGGAACGCAUGCGCAGCUGUUGGAGCGGAAAGGCGUGUAUCACGCGCUCGUCCGCCAACAAAGCGCGGCGGCCGAACCGGAAGUGACGGACGCGGACGAGAGCGAAGCGGUGGAGAGCGGGGAUCAGGUGGCGGACGAGGCGGAGGUGUUGGUGGGCGUGGACUUGGAGGAAGAGGCGCUGAAGAAGUUCUCGCAGAAGCGGCUGUUCGCGCUCUUCGCGGCCGACAAGUUCUACAUUGUUGCGGGUCUCGCGCUGUCCCUCCUCUACGGACUCAUUGUCCCCAUUUAUGCCUUCAUUUUCGGCGCCUUCGUCGAGCACAAGCGCGAGCCGCACCCCGGCGAGCGCCUCACUCUGCGACUGCGCAAACUCGCCUUCGACGCGAUCCUGCGUCAGGAGAUCACGUGGUUCGACCGCCCGGACAACAGUUGCGGCGCUCUUUGCGCGCGGCUCUCGGCGGACGCGGCCAACGUCCAAGGGGCCUCGGGUUCGCGGAUGGCCAUCAUCUGCCAGGCGCUGUCCACGUUCCUGGCCUCAGCCGUGCUGGGCUUCGUGUUGUCAUGGCAACUGUCGCUCGUCGCCAUGGUCUUCAUUCCCUUCAUUCUGAUUGGUUCUGCGAUCGGCGCGUCGGUCGACAACUGGACGGCGCGCGCCAACAAACGCGGCGUCGAGAUGGCGGCGAAGGUUGCCAUAGAAACGCUUUCGUCGAUUCGAACCGUGAUUUCGCUGCAAAGAGAACAACACUUUUCACAACAAUUCCAGCGAAUCGUCGACGAGAACGCGAAGUAA
Medioppia subpectinata is the source of this 2571-nucleotide messenger RNA. The record is from the annotation of a GenBank genome assembly. NCBI's taxonomy places the organism in Eukaryota, Metazoa, Arthropoda, Arachnida, Sarcoptiformes, Oppiidae.